AAAAGCAUCAUCCUCCCCUCGAGCAACCCGUGCAACGACUUCUUCGACUUUGCAUGCGGGAAAUGGGUUCAGGACAAUCCGUUGAAACCGGGCGAUAUGAUGACCGGCACGCCGUUGGGCCUCGAGGCUCUGCUUCACACGAAGAUAAAAGAAUUCCUCGUCGCCGUCCCCCACAAUGCCUCGGCCACUCACGCGGAUCGUAUCGUGCACAAGGUCUACAACAUGUGCAUCGAGACUCAACAUGGAGGAGUCCAACAGUUCCGCGAGCUUGUGACGCAGCUGGGCGGGCCCCCAUUCACCGCCUCAUCUCGGCCAUCCUACGAAGAAAUCAUUCGGCUGACGGGCGGUGAUGUGUUCCCUUUCUUCCAGCCGAUGCGCUAUUUCGACGGCGAACUCCUUGGAAUCGUGCUCGCCUCGAUCGCCCAACUCUUCCCCGAGCACGUGCCAAAACGAAGGAGCCUGGUCGAGAAGCUAUCUCUGCAAUUGGCCGCCGACUUCGGGUCGACAUUGUCGGAAGAACGGCUCGAAAAGGGCCUCAACGGCUACAUGGACCUGUUAAACAAGCUUGAAGCUGAGGUUUAUAUUUUCGAUACCCGUCCCGGCGACAACGCGCAACGCUUCUUCAACGACAUUGGAGAAUUGUCGGCGCGAUUCCCGAAUUUACACCUCAAAACACAGCUCGACGCGCAUCUCCAGCAUUUCGGCACUAACUUCUCGGUCAUAGUCCAAGCGGCAUCGUAUUUUGAAAAGCUGACCCGAAUCGUCUACGAUCAGCCAGAAGACGUGCUCGAGGCGCUCGUCAUCGAGCUGUUCAUCUCCCGCUUUGGCGAGCUCGGCAAUUCAUAUCACGCUCUUUGGCAGGAAUCAAAAACCACUGGCCAGGACGUUGAGAAGGAGUGCAUCAAAAAAGGUACGAUGGCUAUGUUGCUCGUC
This is a messenger RNA of Mesorhabditis spiculigera, 933 nucleotides long. The record is from the annotation of a GenBank genome assembly. Lineage: Eukaryota; Metazoa; Nematoda; Chromadorea; Rhabditida; Rhabditidae.